Messenger RNA from Oryzias melastigma (Indian medaka), 2864 nucleotides. It is a transcript of the gene postnb, whose product is annotated as periostin, osteoblast specific factor b. Gene Ontology annotation, molecular function: protein binding. Bases 149 to 2392 code for a protein of 747 amino acids. The record is from RefSeq and is a predicted model, not a curated record. Lineage: Eukaryota; Metazoa; Chordata; Actinopteri; Beloniformes; Adrianichthyidae. The transcript is spliced from 21 exons.
CCUUGCUCUUUGAAAGUGUCUGGGUGGUCUCUGCAUGCAAGAAACGCUCCCUUCCUCCUGGAGUGGAGGGUGAGACGUGUGGUAUAUAAGUGCAGCUGGGAGUCUGCUCUCAUUACUUUGGAACUGGAAAGGCUUGCUGAAAUCAAGGAUGAAGCUCCUCUUUGCAGCUGCACUCUUUGUGCUCUAUACCUUUGACUCUGCUGACUCGUCAGCUUAUGACAAAAUUCUCUCCCACAGUCGCAUCAGGGCAAAAAAAGAAGGACUCAAUGUCUGUGCCCUCCAGCAAGUUGUGGGGAGCAAGAAGAAGUAUUUCAGCACUUGUCGCAAUUGGCACUAUGGAGCCAUCUGUGGAAAGAAAGCAACUGUGCUUUACGAGUGCUGCCCAGGCUAUAUCAAGAUGGAAGGCAUUCGUGGUUGUCCAGCAGUUGCCCCAAUCGACCAUAUCUAUGGAAGCCUGGGCAUAGUGAAGGCCUCGUCCACUCAGAAGUAUUCCGACAUUUCCAAAGUGAGACCUGAGAUUGAGGGAACUGGAUCUUUCACUUUCUUCGCUCCGAGCAAUGAAGCCUGGGAGCUGCUGGACGAGGAUGUGAGGAAUGCGCUGGUUAGCAACGUCAACAUUGAACUGUACAAUGCCCUGCAUUAUCACAUGGCCAACACGCGUCUUCUGACCAAAGAUUUGAAGAAUGGAAUGACCAUCACCUCUAUGUACAAUGACCUUGGUCUCCACAUUAACCAUUAUCCCAAUGGGGUGGUGACUGUAAACUGUGCUAGAAUCAUCUAUGGGAACCAGAUUGCCACCAAUGGGGUGGUGCACGUCAUUGACCGCGUCAUCAGUGCUAUUGGUAACAGUAUGCAGGAUGUCAUUGAGGUGAACGAUGACUUGACUACUCUGUUUGACCUGGCCCAAAGUAGUGGACUGUUGGAGAAACUGGGUGAGCCAGGACAUUACACUCUUUUUGCCCCCACCAACGACGCCUUUGAAAAGCUCGGCCGUGGUGUCUUAGAGAGACUUCAGAGUGAUAAGGAGGUUCUCAAAGCUCUUCUGAAUUUCCAUCUCCUGGACUCGGUCCAGUGCUCUGAGGCCAUCAUGGCUGGAACCUCGUAUGAGACCCUGGAGGGAAAUACCAUCGAGAUCGGCUGCGAUGGCGACAGCCUGACGGUGAACGGAAUCAAAAUGGUUCUGAAAAAAGACAUUGUUACCAAAAACGGUGUCAUUCAUCUUAUUGACCAAGUUCUCCUUCCAGACUCUGCUAAGGUUGUCAUGGAACUGUUGGGAAGUUCCCAGUCAAAUUUUGGUGACAUGAUUUCCGAGCUGGGCAUUUCUGGCAACAUGGCGGCGGAUGCUGAGUACACUCUGUUGGCUCCUCUCAAUGAUGUGUUCACUGAUGAGGUCAUGUCUAUAGAUCAAGAGAUCCUCAGGGGUGUCCUGGAGAACCAUAUCUUGAAGAAAAAGAUCAGUCUGGGAAAAAUGUUCAACGGCCAGCUGGUGGAGACCAUUGGAGGAAAAACUCUCAGGGUCUUUGUCUACCGUACGGCCGUGUGCAUCGAGAAUUCCUGUCUGAUCCGAGGAUCCAAAGAAGGAGCCAAUGGGGCCCUUCAUCUCAUGAAGACUCUGCUGAAACCUGCAGACAAAACAAUGUUUGAGAUUCUGGAACAAAAUGGAAGUUUUAAGAUCUUUUUGUCUCUGAUGGAAGCCGCCGGGCUGACGGACGUGCUGCGGCAGGAGGGGAGCUUCACACUCUUUGCCCCGAGCGAUAAGGCGUUUGCCGGCCUGAGCGCUAGAGACCUGGACUUGCUGAAGAGUAAUGGGAACGCCCUAAAAACCAUCCUGUUGUACCACUUCACUAAUGGUGUGUUCAUUGGUGGGGGGCUGGAAUUUGGGGUGACUAACCUCCUGAAGUCUCUGCAAGGCAGCAAGCUCAAACUCAUUUUCGCAAACAGCACUGUGCAAGUAAAUUCUGUCAAAGUCCCAGCAGCUGAUGUCAUGGCCACGAACGGCGUGGUUCACUUUGUUGACCAGAUUCUGUACCCCGAAGAAAUCCCUGUGGGAAGCCAGGAUCUGCUGGUGGUGCUGAAGAAACUUGUUUCCUACAUGCAAGUAAAGUACAUUGCAGGUUUCAAAUAUCAAGAAAUACCACUUACCUUUAUGAAGACGAUUGUGAGACGUGUCAUCGAGGAAGUUCCUGGAGUAACAAGAACGAGAUAUAUUGAAAGGCCCAAGUUCAAAAAAAUUACCAUUGAAGGGGAUACCGAAACCAUUACUAGGGUUGUUGAAGGUUCUCCCAGCUUCGGCAGGAUGACCAAAAUUGUCCAAAGUCGCCAAAGCGCCUCUAACCGUGGCUCUACAAACAUCAAGCGAAAAACAAGAAGAACUCCUCCUCGAAGUGUUUAGGUGAAGAAGAGCCUUGGUUCUGAGCACGGACGCAGGAGAAAACCUCUCCUGUGAAGGAUGAGACAGACGUCAAACUCAUUGGUUGAAACUGGUGUUGUUGUGCUUGCACACCCAAAGUGUCAGACUAUAAAUACAAUGUCCUGCCUGUAACUGAUAAGAACAAUCAAUAAGCCUUUCAAUGGUGCUACAUGUGUGUGUGUGUGUAUAUAUAUAUAUUUGAAUGUUUAAGUUCACUGCAUGGUAACUUCUCCAGUGGACGUUUUGCAUUAACUUUUUCAAACUUUUGCAAGGAACAGUGGAACAAGAAGACUUUAAAUCCGUUCAUAUUUUCUCACAUUGUUUUCAGUCCUCUCUGUAAGGCAUCUUUUAGUGUAACAAUUGUUUUGUCAGCCAGUUGCAUCAUUUGGAUCAAGUGUUGAAAAUGAUUGCAUCUAUUUUACAGACGUUCUCCAAUAAAGUGCUUUCAAAGAGA